GUUGUUUUCAGUUCUCACGAAUGAUAAUCCUUGGCGAAUCGUUCGAUAUUUAGGUUGAAAUCAAGAGCUGCAACUUACUUAACAGAGAGCGAGCACUGCUUGAUACCGAUGGGAAGUCGUGGUUUUGAUAGGAGACGAUCGAAUGACUCGAAAGGAGGGUAAGUAAAGUAAUCGCAAAUUCUUGCUUGAAAUGUCUUCAACUUUCCUAUUUAGGUGCAAAAGUAGGGAACCCUUUUACUUUCUUUCCUUACCUUAUUUGCUUAAAGAAAAGUGGAUGCGUUCUUUUUUCAAAUUAAUUUUCGAUUCGUCCUUGGCUGGUGUCUAAAAUUUUUUCGAAUUCAUAUGUACUCAUCAGAUCUCGUCUUACUUCGGUUUCCAAUAUCACUUAUUCAAACAGAUUCUGUAUACAGUCCCGAUGUUACAAUGACAACCGGAAAGUUUUAUUUUUUCUAUAUCAUAAACCAGGUCAAUUUGAAAACUAGAAGGUUUGUAACUGCAAGUAUCGGUUAGAGUGUUUAUAAUCAACCAUACUCAAGUAUUGUGAUACCGCGCCGGCAAAACACCAAAGUGACAAAUGCAAAUUUUUUUCUAGUCACGACACUGUAUAAUGUAUAAAUUUAAACAGUUUUAAUCAUAACACGUAUAAAUUAUCAAACAAGGGCAAUUUAUUAUAAUCGUGGCGAAUUUCUAUGUCUUAUUGCCUUCAUUAUAUAUAAAUUUUCUUAAUGAAAUAUCAUCUUGGAUAAAUAUUAUUCCUUACUGAACAAACUAGCUUAGUAUGAAUUUUUUUAAACUUUUUUUAAUUAACCUGGUUUGUUAUUUUUAAAACGGGUGUUUGGUUGAUGCUACGAGACACAGUCAUUCAAACCUAAUGUUCCAUUGCAGAGCUUGUCGUGUCACACAAUCGAAAAGGGGGCUUAUUAACAAUUCGACAGUUAAAAACUGUGAUGACGAAUUUCGUUGUCGAUAGGAGUUUACAUAAUAAGCUCAGUUAUGCACGCAUUCUGAUUGGUUCUCACUUAUGAUCUAUUGGAGGACAGACGUAUAGAUGACGUCACCAUUAAAACGUUUUUUAAUUCUUUAUUAUAUAAAACAAAUGCUGCGCAUGGUGUGUCACUUUUUUGUUCUUACCACAUUGUGACGUCCUCUGUGAUCUAUUACUGAACAGACGCACGGCAACUUGUAAGCUAUUUGUUAAACAGACCGCUCUAAGCCACUGUCGAUUUUUUUAUCUCAAUAUCGACGUCAAAGAAAAAGGUUCUCUCAUUGCGUGACCAUUGCGUGACACGUUGACUCGAGCGGCGUGGUCUGUACUCUUAAUGCCAAUGGCAAUUGGCAAUCAGAUUGGGACAUUAAUGCCAAUUGUGGUAAAACUAUUCUUAUGUUUGACAGAUCAGCUUACAACCGCCUCAAGAAACAAAAUAAAGAGGUAGUGGAGAGUGAAUUAGUUGAGGUGCAAAGCGAUUUGAAAGGCCAUGUAAUUGGUAAGGGAGGCUGUAACAUUAGAGAGAUCAUGGCGAAAUCUGGAGCAAAGAUCAGCUCGAGGAGAGAUGAGGACAGCUUCUUAAUAAGGGGCAAUACUGAGCAACGAGCACGUGCAAAGAGUCUUAUUUUAGAGAAGGUGGUAAGUUUCUACUGAUAAAAAGACAAAAUCACUUUCAUUGAAUGAGAAGGCGCUAACACUGGGGUUAAAAAAUUUCGAGCCAAGUUUACCAAAUUUUAAGAGCUUUAUUUCCUUCAGGCUUAUUUUUGCUGAUCUUGUCCAAAACUGAUUGAGAUUCGUAUUCUAAGUUAAAUCAGUUUCGUUCAUUAUAAUAGCAAGAAAUACAGCGUAAGAGAAACGACGCACGUUCCCUUGGUGAACAUGUGGAGAUUCCUCAAGUUUACAAAGGCUUGGUAAUGGGUAAAGGAGGCGAUAAUCUCCGUGACAUCAGCACUCAAACUGGUGCAAAAGUCAUAAGGAAAGACGGUGAAGUAUAUAUAGCUGGUGGGACUGAACAGCAACGACAACAGGCCAAACUGCACAUUAGCACUAUCAUCGUAAGUUCAUUCCUUCACAGAAUAUUAAUUAAAAGCAAAAAUAUUCCUUUGUAAAUCUCUUUUGAGAACUGAAAUGAUGAUAAGGGUCGAUCUUGUGCUUUCGUGAACAUUAUCAUUAUCAUGAUGGGCGUUCCCAUUUCCAUUGCAAUCGUUUUGAUUAUGGUCAGUGUCAUGAUGGGUAUCGCUGUUCAUCAAGGUGGGCUCAAUAAUGGGGAUAUGUUUCAAGUGCAUUUUGUUGAAACACAUAGCAGAGAAAAAUGAUGCGUGAAAAACACACCAGGAAAACAGGUUUUGGGAACAAAUGAAAAAGACAUAAGGGCGGGGGUACAAUCACAGAGCACGAAUUCUGCAAAAAAAAUUGUAGUGGGGGAGGGGGAGUUUUAAAGGACAAGUUCCUAGGAAUUGUCUCCUAGAAAUUUGUCCUCCGAGACACGUCGCACAGAGUUCAAAUUCUUGAACUUGAUAAGAGAAAACUUUGUGAAGACAACCACGGAAGUCGUUUGCACGCUUGUGCCAAUUUUUUUUUUUUCACAAUGAAAUUAGCUUUUCGGAAAGUCGACCUUCCGUAAAGGAAUUGAGGGAAUGAAAAUUAGAAAUGUAGAGUUCCCGAAUCGGGAGGCGACGGUACAGUGACUCCCAUGUUUUCGGAGAAUCAGCCAACUGGUCAGUUCUUUCCUUUAGUCUCAACUGGAGUCUUCCUUCAUCUUCAUGCAUCAAAUUGAUCAAAGCAUUAUUGUAGUCUUUCACUUCUGAAACUCUUGAAAAUAAUUAAUUGUUCACACAGGGCAGGUCUGCUUGAGUAAACACCUUUAAAACAGGCAUUAUAUAUUAUUCGGUUUUUUGUUAUGUUUUUCUUUUUUUUAUUGAUGUGCAAAUACUUUGCAUGCACUUAGAAAUAUUUCACCUCUAGGAGCAAGAUGAUCAAGGAACGUACCGCACAUUCAAGUUCGACUGAUAAAAGAAUGCACAAUAUGGAGAAUACUUGAGAAAAUAAAAAGACGCCUGUUUUAGAAAAUCACAAGGUGUCCGGUAUAGCUUUGAACACUGCGAAUAAUGCUCUACUACUUUUAAUUUGCUGAUUUUAAAACAGCUUAUGCAAUAAUAAAAUUCGUUGUUUUUCAAGGCUGGAGCAAGACUAAGGGGAGUGGAAAACGAAUUCAACAAAGUAUGUCGUUUCAUUGAUGGCUGUAAUCUGCCAGGUGAUUGUAAGUUGAAGCUAGAGCAAGUUUCUGAGGGAGAUCGUAUGGUUCUUCCAGGACUGCAAAGUCAGUGUCGACUGAAACCUACUGAGGACUAUGAACAUCAGGUUUGUUCAUAACAGUUAAUAUUAAAAGCGAUGUAGUUUAGGAACGUGCUAAGACAGUUAGCUAUGAAUACAUUAUCAAAAAAUUUUCCGUAAUAAACUCAGAUAGUGUUUCAUAUGGCCUAACAAUUCCUUCUUCCUCCUUUCUUCUUUUAGCCCACUUCUCGAGGGCUGUACGGCUUUCACUCUUUGGCCCUGCUCACGCUAUCACAAACGGCCAAUCAUAAGGGGAUUUUUGUUAUGUGAUAAAUGAAACUUUUUAUUCACCAGAGUCUAAGACUAUCAAAAAUAUUUUUACGACCAACUUAGACUUUCAUUUGCCCGUCGAUGCCGCAGAUUUUUUAACUGUACUCUGCAGAUACACAAGUGCAGCACAAGAAAAUAAUUUUUCCAGGCUAAAACUACAUGUACGUCUAGUUUCAUUAACGAUGAAAAUGUUUCGGAAUUGUCGCAUACCCUUUUUAGUGAAAAACUGGUUGUUAACGCAUAUUUAAUGCAUUUUGCAACGUCAAACAGAAUUUGAAAUUGAAAAUUGAUCUAAUUUAGGAACCAAAUAGUUCUACCGAUGGUUAUCACUCGCAAAUUAUGGAUGCCGCAUUAAAGGCACUACGUCAAAUAAAGUAUGAAACCGAACAGCAACCGAAGGCUGACAUGUGGUGUCACUUGGGAAAGGCUAUCAUCCGGGGAGCCGAUGAAGGUAAUUUCAGCCAUACCCGUUCUACUUCUUCUGUUAGCUUAUUGCAAAAACUCUUAUUUUCAGGGACAGACGAGAAACUGUAAAAUUCCAAAAUAGUUUUUAUCUGCGUAAACGACUUUAAUACAAAAAGUUAGAAAAACUUGAUUUACACUCGUUUUGUUCUUUGUUAAGGACGAGCUCUUGCUGAUAAAGAACAGGAAAAGAACUUAUACGACGAUUGUUUGCAAAUGAAUUAAGGAUUAAUUAGAUAUAGUGCAUCAGGCCUGACGUUUAUCACUGAAUCUUGUUAUAUGAAGAGGAGUUGACCAUAAAUAUCCGAUGCAUCACUAACAAAAAAAAGUGAUGAGAACAAAAAUGUAUUCUGCCUAUUUUUUUUUUUUUUUUUUUCUGGUAGAGGAAGUGACUGAAGGGGAAUGGAGUAUUGAUGAGGUUACAGCAAAGCUUCAAUCUUCAGAAGCAGAAAACUAUUGGAAAGUGGCCUUCAAAGAAGGUGUGAAUCUCGAUGAGAAAAUCCUGGAGGGUAAUUUGUGCGAAACGACGACUGAGGAUUUCAAAGUGAGAUAUGAUUUAACAUAUUCGACGCCAUGUGGGCACCAAGUGCGAUGCAAGGUACGGCGACAUCAUGGUUAGAAAUGGUGAUCCACACAAUAUAAAAUAGAUCAAUACACCAGCUGAUAAACCUAACAGAUAGCAGCAUAGCUUUAUUAAAAAUCCAUUGCAACCACAAGGUUGGAUUAUGGACUGUACAAAUCUUUAAUUAAUACUAAAUACAAAAAAGAAUAAAAAACUAAAUAAAAAAGGGCUAAAAAUACUACAUAUGUACAUUAAAACUCAUGAACGGAAGAGAAAAAAUACUAUUGAUAUAUAUCAUUAUAUAUAUUGUACAUAGUGAAAUUUAAGAAAUAGCCGCAUUAUAUAUGUUAAAGCCAUUAGGAAAAAGCCGCGUUGUACAUGAUAAAACUAUUCUUCAGUCUAUUUUUUCUGCAAAAAGGUACGUUAAAAAGCGCGCUUUCUCCUUAAGGUUACGGUACUAAGAUUACAUGACGGAAAAAGGCCAUGUAAUUUGUGGCAGGUGUUGUCUUUGAUCUCACUGAAUAGGCGCUCCGUCAGCAAUUGGCGCCGUUUGUAGAGGGUGGCAAUAUUGCACUUUUUAAGAGCUUCUUGAUAGCUUAAAACUGGGAGUUGGCAAAGCUUUGGGAAAAAAGACUCGGUUAAAAAACCUCCAAGAAUGAUAUAUAGAGCGAUAUACAAUGAUAUCCAGUCCCCUACAUUAAGAUAUAUAGUUAAACAGCUCUUAAGUUUUUCUAACAAGCUAAUUAACAGGAAAAUAACGAAUCUCACGCAAAAACAGAUUCUUGCAUUGCAUUAAAAUAAGUGUUUCUAAGGGGAUCAUAUUCAACAACCGAUCGUGUCUUGUAUAAUCUUUGAUAUAUAGGUGUGGGUGGCAAAGGCGGAUAUAAAUAAGAAGUUGGAGGAUAUUUCAAUCCCUUUCAGCGACGUGAAGAAUAUUCUCGAGACAAUUCACUUUGAGGACGAGGUGACACGGUCGAGAUGCCAAGGAUGGCUGGUUCUUCCAUCUCGAAGAUAUUUACAAGCCGAUAUUUUGUUUCCCAGUUGUGAAUUUGAUUGCAGGUUAACCAUUCGAGGGCGAACAGGUGGGUGUGAAACGCUUAUAAUUUGGUAUCGCACUGACCUUUGAAAUAUUAUUGAUUUUAUUUCAUUGCUAUUCUAAGAAUAUACACUAUCAAAACUCUGUGCGAGUUUGGUGCCAGCAAAGGGAACUAGGAAACGAAGAAUUCGAUAAAAGAUUUGAUAAUAAGAAAACUUGUCAAGAGGAUAUGCGUUACAAUCCUCCUCAGGUUUUCUUGAAACACCCCAUUCCUCUCUGUGUUAUAUAUUCGCGAGCGCUGCAAGUUUCUUAUGGCCAACGUAAAAAGGGGGUAGAUAAGAUCUAAAGCAGGUUUGUUACGAGAAUUAAAAAAAAUUGUCUGAAUAUUAGUCGUUUGGCUAUUUUGUACCAUCAUGCUCCACGCUGUACUAUGUAACAAGAAAAUAUGACACAUUGUGAGGCUAGUCUUCUCAUUGCUGUAAUAUACGAUAAACACACUGCUGUAAGCUUGGAAAGAAAAGGUCAUUGUUACUGAGUAAUACGUCAGUUUGGAAAUCUGAAACAUACCGGCACAAACUCACGUCAACGGAACAAAUUACAGAUUCACUCCACCAAAUGAAAAAUAGGCUUAAAUUGAUUUAAAUUUAAAGCGCUGGCGCACCAUGUUAAGGAUGUCCCACUUAUUAAGAUGUAAGAAAAGUAUAUACAAAUAUAAAGAUAAAAGUUCCAAUUAUCCUUGAUAAAAUUUAAAACGCUCCUUUUUAAGGCUGUAAUACUGUUUGCUUCUCGAAUAUUACUAGGUGAACUCUUCCAUUAUUAAUGAUUCGAUUGAAAAAGCUAUAUUUAAAACCAUUAGUUCCACUAAAACUCGGGCGAGGUGAGGUGUGCCAUUUUUCCUCAAGUUAUAAUUUAUAUUUAUGUCCUUACAAAAUAGAAGCUUGUUUUAAAUAUCUAAACAUAAUGUCCGCUAAUCGAACAAAAAUGUAACAUUUCUCAAUAAUUCUGUAGAUCGUGCGGUCAACGCAGACUAUGCACCAGAUGAAGAAACAAGACUUAUCCUGUCAAAGUAUCUCUCUGGACUCACCUUCGAUGAUGAAGAUGAUUUCGGACUCCGCCUUCCAGAAGAAACCAUACCCGAGGGAUUUCACUUGAUCCAUAAACGCUCCUCCAAACGAACUUUGUACACCGCCAAUGAGGGAUACGCGAUCAUUCUUUCCAAAGAAAGCUCGUGGCGAAGUGACAUCCUAAACGAAGACUCCAGAGAAUCGGUAGGGACAGUUCCAUCGGGCCAAGCCGGUCAAAAUGAUGUUUUCGUUAAUAUUAAUAUUCUACAACAUGGCCUAAAAUUUUUUAUGAUUACUCGUGGACACUAUACAAAUAGGUGGGCUUACCUUGUUUAAAGUAGAGUAGGUACUGCAUAUCAUGUAAACGUCACUCAACUUUUGUUUCUGCGUUUCUUUUGGAUUUAACAACAUUUUUUCUCGUGGAACUCCAGCUAUGAUUUGAUCACCGAGUGUUGGUAUUUGCGAAGGAUCCUUCCUUCCGUCUAAGCUUCCAUUUAUCAUGUCAUACAAAGUUAUUCAUGUACGUAUUUUAAAACAGUUCUCCAUAUGCCACCAGCAAAUUUUUUAUUCUUAUUUCACAUUUACUUAGAGUAAACACAUGGUUUCAAAUGUAAUUUGGGAUGGAUGAGCGCGAACAAAUGUUUUCAAAGUCUAGCAUAAUUGCACGAGCCUGUGACGCCGUUUAGAGGUCGUGUUCGUUUGGCUCUUUAUGAGUGCCUUUGUUUAUCAACCAUCAAAAUUCUCUGUUUUUCACUUUUUUGGCACGGAAUAACCCUUUCUCUCCACUAAAUUUUAUUAUUUCUGCAUCGGAAUUCUCAUCGACACGUUUUUUUGAUGUACAUUAUAGAUGAGGAAACGAUAUAACGAAAAACUCUGCGAGAGCGAAACCGAAGGAAACUGUGUAUGAUUUGCUGGAAGCGUAGGACGAAAGCAGCCAAAAAAGCAAUAGAAAAGCUUGAAUUAGAUAACGACUAUUUUUCUACUCAUAGAAAAUUGUUUAUUUACACGUCAUUGUUUGUAUUCGUUUGUAGACUGAUCUUCAUUUGCACUGUAAAGAGUGGGAUGAGGCACUUUGCACCAAGGACUGGGAGCCAGAUGCCAUUGUUGCAAAACUUCCAGAGUUCUUGAAGUUUUUGAAACAAGUUCAAAGUUUUGUUGCACAAGAAAUGGCAGAGUGAAAUUUUCUUAAAGGAAUAUAGUUUUUGUAUUAUAUUUUUGUGAAAGAUUUUAAAUGUUUCUGAAAUUUUUGUGAUAUGUUGGAAACAUCGUUCACAAAUUUCGUUAAUAUCAAGUCCAGCCCUUCUCGGAAAAAUUCAAUUUUAAACCGUCAAUUUCAAACUACUGGUGGUAAGUUUUUCAGUAUGCAGGCAUUCUUGAUGGGCGGCCCCAACUCUUCUGACCACUGAUUAGAUUUUUUUUAGUUCGAAAAGCUGACUCAGAAUUUACACCUAUUUAUUCUGUUUUCAGCCCGGUACUUCCGACAACGCCUGUUUUGGUAAUAUCCAGAACGCUUGUCGUAAUCUAAGGCUUAAACUAAGCAAAUACCCAGAUAAUACGUUUGCCAUAAAAAAAAAGUGGUGAUGACCAUGCAAGAUCUGGCUCUCGCAAGCUGAAAGUUUUUUUUAGGAACAGCUUACAAUCAGAAACGUUUUCUUCGUGGGAUGUUGACUCUUCAGGGAUAAUUCAAAAGACUUCUUAAUAUCGUAUUCAACGUAUUCGAGGAGACCGCAACCUGUUGCCUAAAAGAGGUACAGUUCAAGGCCUUGUCAGUUUCAAGCGGGCAACCUUUUGCUCCACCAAAUAUUCUUGACAUCGACUGACAUAAGAAUUUUUGACGAGCAAAGUCAAGAGUUAGGUAGAAGUGGGUAGGAUAUCUAGAUAUUCAGGAAACAACUUUUUCUUGGUUACAACCGUUGACGCUGAUAAAAAUAAGGAGAAAACAAGGGACGGCAAAACUGUUCUUAAAAUACCGAAUAAAAAUAAAUUAUUCUCGAUACGUCAAUCAUGGGCUCUUUUACCCGCGGCUUGAUUUCCGGUCGUUAACCAUUAUGACAUGUACAUGUACUUAAGAAAUUAAAAUUACAGUGCGGUUGAUGCUGUCGCUAUCCAAGAGCUAAAAUGCUAAGAAAAUGUAUGUGAACGAUAGCUUAGAACUGUUUUACAAAAGGACAGAAAAUUUCUAAAUUAUCGCACUUUUUCAAGUUUUCUUAGGGCUGGAAAUCGUUGAAUAACACCCUAGUUUAUAUGAUAAACGUGUUUCCUGUCUACCAUGGUUUGUUAAAAGGUUUCAUACGAAUUUAAUUUUAGCAUAGAUAUAGUAUGGUGGAGAAAUACCGAUGAAGAUGCAUUUUUUAAAAAAGAUGACAAUGUGAAUAAAUUCCUGCUACUUCUAUUAGUAUUUAUGAGAUAACAAGGUAAUAUGUUCAUUAUUAUAUGUUAUAAGUUCGUGGCAUGGAAUUUUUUCUUCAAAGGAUCAAAAAUUUUUUGCGAGGGAAAAUGCUUUCAAGCCUAAAGGCUAAAAAUACUGCUUAUUAGCAUGACAACAGAAACGUUAUUAAACGGAGUUGAAUAGUAACGGAGAAUAAAAGAAUGCAAACAGAACAUCCCCUGCC
This is a messenger RNA of Pocillopora meandrina, 9325 nucleotides long. NCBI's taxonomy places the organism in Eukaryota, Metazoa, Cnidaria, Anthozoa, Scleractinia, Pocilloporidae. The record is from the annotation of a GenBank genome assembly.